AAAUAUUCAUAAGAAUAAUGUAAUUGUAGCAAUUUAACAAUAUUAAUUCAGCGUUCUAUUAACAAUAGAAGCGUUUGUCAUUAUACAUACGAAUUAGAAACAAAGAGUACGUCGUGAAUAAAUAAAAAUAUGAUUUUAUGUACACACGUACUUAAUAAAUUAAAGAUAUUUUUAUUACUCUGAUCAAUUUUCGUAUUUAAAAAUGCUACUGGUGAAGAUUAUGUGUAAUAAAUGUUCCAUACGUCCUAUUCUAAACAAGAAAGAGUCCUGAUUGGUUUGAAUCCGAAACAUGGAUAGGAAAAGUGGGGAUAGAAUUGUGCGGGCGCAAGAAUUGAUGGCUACGAUUGUAUACAAUUGAAAGAACGCACGUGAGUUCGAGAUAAAUCUAUUCGAACGUAUAGUUCCUAAUGUUUAUAUACAAUCAAACUUUUGGAAACCAUGAAAAACAAGAUAACAGACGACAAAUCACACAAUACUCAAACUAAUAUUAAGGAAAAAAGAAAAAGGAAAGUUAAAAUAGAGGAGAAAGGUAAUGCUAAUGCCAAUGGUGAUGUUAAACUAAACGAUAUAGACAUGCUUGAAAAGAGUUCAUCAUGCAAAGAAAAUGGUGUGAUAAAAAAACGAAAAAAAAAGCAUGAAACUGAUUCAUUUAUGCGUGAUGUAAAUAGUAGUGAAUGUGCUGAAGAAUUUGCUAAAGAAGUAUCUACAAAAUUUGAAGAAAGUAUAGAAAUGGAGAAUACAAAAUCAUUAAAAAAUGUAGAAGGUAAUAACAAAGAUGAGAUGACUGUACAAGUAAAAGAAUUAGAUGGAAAAUCAUUAAGGGCUAGUUUCAAUUCUGCUAGUGCUUUAGAAACAUUAAAGAAAUUUGUAAAAAUUUGUAAUAACAGUAAUGAAAAGGAUUUAGCUGCAGAAUAUUUAGAUGCAGGUGGCAAUAUCAUUGAGGUACUAAAGUUAUUGGAUACCUCAGAUAAUAAGAAAAAUAUUGGUGCUGUGACAACCGUUUUCUCUGCAAUAAGGAUAUUAUUAAUAAAGAUCUUAGCACAAUAUCCACAACAACAAUCUAGUGCAGAAGCAGCAUGUAGACAUUUAAUUAAUUCACACUUAUCAAUGGUACAUUCUAUGCUUUCUGUACAAAGUAAUGCAAAACAGCGAAAAGUAGUUUUACAAUUACUUGCUGUAAUUGUUUCCUUAGGUGGUAAUCUCCCACGUGAAUUACUUACUCAUCUGUCUCUAUUACCAGAAAUCAUUAAAUCUCUAGUACGACAAACAAAGCCUACAGAUGAGCACAAUAUAAGGAAUUGUUUUAUUCAUUUCAUUCUUUCGUUUUUAAUAGAAGGAAAUGUAUCAACUAUUAGAACUCUCUUGGACAAACACAAUUUACUUUCUAGUAUAUUUCAUGAUAUGAUAUAUGAUUCCAAAGAUAUUAUUGCUUUAAUUAUAACUACAUUGAAAACUUACAUUCUUCAAAAUUCAAAAAUUAGCAAAAGUAUGAAGUUACAUAUAUUCUCAACAUCAGUUAUUCAAAAUUUUGUACGUCUAUAUAAUUGGAAAGGUCCAAACAACUGGCCAAAGAAUAAAAUUCAAAACUUCAAAGCAAAUCCACAAUAUCUUGAAGAAAAAGAGAUCGUUACCGACACUGUGCACAGUUUCUUAAUUAUAUUAUUUACAUCUCAUCGACAUGGUAUUGUUUUCUAUGACCGUACCCUUGGUACGUCGCAUGCGAAGCAUAAUCAAUUAGUUAGCACAAUACUUCAAAGUUUAGAUCGACCUUGGGAACAUGAAAAACCAUCAGAUCUAGUAAUUAAAAUCAUGACAGCAUGUCCAGACUUAAUUAAAUCCCAAUUUAGUCUUUUGGAACCACACAUUGAACCUAGAGUAUCAACAAAAUGGAUUGCAACAAUAAGAUUUGUGAGAAAGAUUAUUGAAUCAGUGGACAUAGGAACUUGUUUGAAAACUUGCUCAAUGGAAUUAAGUGUAUCUCAAUUAGCUAAUGCAAUAAUGUCUUUAACUCUACCACAAGUAAUAUUGAAAAAUGCAGUUAUACCCUCUUUAAGUCAUUCUAAUAUAGUAGUAAGACAUGAGGCAGUACUUACACUUACAACUAUGUUUGAUCAAAUGCAAAAAUAUUUAAUAGUUGCAAGAGAAAAUUACAACAAAGACAGUGAUUUUAAUACAUUUAAAAAUACAGUAUUAGAACUUAUGAUAAAGAAUGUUCCCAAUUUAAAUAUGAUAUUGAAACUAUGGAGUUUGGCCUUUGUAUUGAGUCCAAUUCAAGAUAGCAAUGUUAAUACAGAACAUAUUCCAGAACCGAAAAAAUAUGAACAUUUGACAGCCAUUUUAAAUUUAUUACACAAGUAUGAAGAUAUAAGUCCAAAAUUAUUGCAUACAUUAUCGGAUUUGCAACCUAGUGUAUUUUUAAAUACACUGAACGAAUUACACGAUGUUGACCUUACUGAAUUUAAUACUAUAAAAGUAAAAACUAUACAAUUCUUAGUUAUGUCAAAUCCUACUGAAUUUUCACCACAACAGGACAUAUUUAGCGAUGUACUGUCAUAUUUAAUAUCUCUUUUAAAUAGAGAAGUAUUCCCAAUUUCAUUAUCUAUAAAGACAACAAUUAAAAUUUUAUUAAAUACUACUGGAAUGUUUGAAGGAUGUAGUGAUCAAAUAGAUAUCUGGAUUAAUGGGUUCGUGAAUAUAGAUGAAAAGGAAGAAAUAAUAAAUUGGUUUAUAAAUAUUCUAAAGAAAGCUGCUAAAGAUGUUGACAAAUACGUUAAUGAAAUAAUUAAAACAGAAGAAAUUAUAAAUGAAGGAAUAAUUCCGGCGGGUCGAUUAGAAGACAUAUUUAAUGAAUUGGCAGAUAUGGAUAUUAUUCACGAAAGUUUAGAAAAAAAUGUUUUACGCAUGCAACGGCUCACAUCGAUAUCGCCUGUUCUAUGUUAUAUAUUACGUAAAAUGAAGACAAAUUUGCAUCCAACUACUUUAUGUUACGCUUCUUACGUAUUAGUACAUACGUUACAUUAUCAAGUUGCACCUGAAUGUUUAAUACAUUUAACAAAAGAUAUUCAAGAAUUACCAAUCAAAAAAUAUUUACUUAGCUGGUUAGCGAGCAAUAAUCCUGUUUAUAUUAAAGAAGUACUUCCCUCAAUGGUUGUAAUGGCUAAAUUGGAUCUAGUAUUGUUAAGUAAUACUAAAAUUCAGAUAAAUGAAAUAUUUAAUGGUGACAAUACAGUUACUUUUAAGUACAAUAAUGAGAUUAUUACAAUCCGUCAUUCUUUAUCAUCAUAUGAAAUCAUGUGUUUAUUCAAGAUGACUAUAUUUUAUUUAACGCAAUUUACUAAACGAGAUAUUUUAACGACAACUCAAAUAGAUAAUUAUAAGAUCCUUUUAAUAUCUUUAUUAUAUCUUUCAAAAGAAAGUCCAAAUGACCCCACACUUUUGGAAGAGUGUAUAAAAUCUGUGUUUACUCAUCCUAUCGUAUUGUACAAUUUUUUACCAUUUCAUCAGAAAGAUAAAAAUAUUGUGAAGAGUAUGAUGACGGACAUAAUUAUUGCUAUUUGUAAUGUAAUAAUUCACUGGUACAGAAAGGAGAAAGUUGAGUACUUAGUUUUUCAUUUCAAAAAUAAGUUACUUACGCAAUUACAUAAAAUGAUAAACAAACGUCAAAGAAGUGACAAGAUAGACAGUGUUGAAGCGAUUACAACUUUGUUGAACUUAUUACAAGUAACACCACAAGAUGUUGUAUGUUUAUUAAAAAAACUUAUGGCAUUAAAAGAUACAAUGUUUAUCUCGAAGAAUGAGAAAAAUUUAUCAAUUUAUGGAUACAUCGUUCCGAAACUUUUGGAAAUUAUCAGUAAUAAUGAAAUUCAAUCCGAGCGUAAUGCAUUGUUUGAAUUAGACGCAGAAUUUAUUAAAUGUUUAUGUUCUCAUCUACUUGUUUUAAAGUCGAAACGAAUUACUAAUUUUGAAAAGUGGGAAUCAGCUUUACAUGAAUAUAUUUCAAAAUUUCCCUUCAAUAUUGUUGGUAUUGAUACAGAUAUUUUUUUGUCAUUGUUGGCAACGCCGAUUAAGGAUACAACUGUAAAACUACUUUCAUUUUUAAUUGGUAAAAAUAUGAAAUUUAUACCAAUCUUUACAGAAUACAUGCUUAAGUCUGAAAGUAUAAAAGAGAGUAAUAUUGUGUUUCCAAUACUUCAAAGCAACUUAAAUUUUAAAUGGAAUCAAAAAUUUUUACAAGAAUUACGGACACAUUAUCAAUACGAUGUUUUAUCCUAUUUGAGUAAGCCUACAAAUACGAAAGUUUGGAUAGAAGAAAACGCUACUGCAGUCUCUUAUUUAAUUGAAAACGUAUUUGAUUUGAAAAUGUGUAGCGAAACGUGUAAUAUUAUUUUACAAAUUGGCGAUAAGUUGGAUAUGGUAUCUAUACAAUAUAUACAAAUUCUUCAAAGUGUUUAUAACAAAUGUGCAACUUGUGGAGAAGACGGAGAAAAGCAUAUUAUGAAUCUGGUACAAGUUCUUGUUCAUAUAAUUACACUGACUCUGAAAAAAGAGUCAAAAAACAUCGAAAAACUUCUUAUUCUUUGCAAAGGAUUAAACGCUGCAGUCAAGUAUUUAAGAGAGAAAAAAGAAGAUUUUUUAUUUGAGGCGUUGCAUACUAGUAAUUCAUGGUCUCAAUUUACACGAUUUUCAUUGAAAUUUGGUUUUAAAGAAUUAAAAGGCAAUAAACAGCCGUUGCAAAUAUUAAAAACUUUAAGUAUUUUAUGCGAUGUUGCAUAUAAGAAUGGCAGUAACAGUGAAUACGCCAAAACUUUAUUUGAAAUGGCAACUUCUCAUUCCGAGUUUCUUAACAUCAUGUUACUAUCAUCGGAUAUAAAAAGGAAUCUCGUAGAACUAUUGUGGGUUCUUAUUCAAAAGAAUAAAACAGUUAUAGCAAUAACGCACGUUCCUGUUUAUCUAGCAGCAUAUAAUGCUACUUUAAGUGCGGCUGAUCAGUACCUUUUACUUAUUUUGCAGUAUUACGAAAGUAAUGGUAUUAAUAUUUACGAAUAUCGACCAUAUUUAUGGGGAAAUGCGGCUGCAACUCAUUAUAGUGUAAAAGGUGAAACACACAUGAAUUUGUGGAGGGAACCAUCUACUUUUCAAGUUUUGAACUUAUUCGAGGAAGACAUAGUUAAUAACACUAUAAAAAAUUAUCCAAUAGAUAGAGCAUUAAAGAAUAUAAAAUUACACGACGCAAGUAACACAUACGAUCCAGCAUUUUAUUUACCAUUAUUAUAUUUUUUAUUAGCUGAAAAUAAUGUCGUAUCGUGUCAAAAAAUAGCUCAAAGCGGUGCCCUGGGAUUAACAUUUGCUGCAUGUAGCAGUAAUCAUUCUGACAUUCGUAUGAUAGCUUACACAAUCAUCGUUAGAUAUUAUUCACAUUUGGAAGCUUCAAGAUCGAAAGCAAGGUUGUUAUGGAUGCGAUUAAUAGAUGCAUUACGUUACGGCGUUAUAUCAUUACAUUCACAGCUUAACGACGUGCGUCUAAAUUGUAUAGUCUCUAUAUUUUUGGCAAGAGCAUCUUUAAUCGCUACACAACCAUUACAUCCUCUUUAUUUGCCUCUUCAAAUAUUCCUGAUGGCUAAACCUGCAUUAGAUAUAAAUACAAUACCUGAGCUAUUACAACUCUUUCAUAGUUCUGAUGUGAAACAUAAAGAGCAUAGACAUUGGAUUCUGGAAACUAUUCGCGAUGGUAUGAGGACAAAAAACGAGCUGAAUGUAGCUUUUAAGUGUGUUCUAUUUAAAAUGCUUUUAGGUUUUUAUACUUGUAAUUUACCAGAUCCAAGCACAAAGACGCUUAUCCUCGAAGUGAUUGAUAGUACAUUGAAAAUAAACAGUGCUUCUAUACUUCUUAUAGAAGGUUAUGGAUUACUUCCAUGGUUAUUAGAAAUCACAAAUAAUUUACAUAGUCAUGAAAUUGAAUAUAUUGAGUUUAUAGUAAAAAUAAUGGACACGCUUUUGAAUACAAUACUGAGAAUUGAAGGAGACACUGUCCAUUACAAGUUGAUGCUUUUAAAUGUUGCAUUGAGUUUAAAGUCACAUUUAUCGAAAGAUAUCAAAGUUAUCGUAUUUACGGUAUAUAUAAAUAUUUUGCAAAGGUUAUUUUUAUCAAGAUGCAUGAAAAUGGCUGUUAGUAAAGAAUAUAUAAUGGAAAUUCUUCAAUUUUCGAAAAAUCUUUUGGGCAAUUUGGAUGAAUGCGAAGAUAUGCUUCGUUUUGGUUGUGAAUAUAUAUCCAAAGCAGAGUGUAUAGAAGAUAAUGAAAUUGAAGUUGCAAGAAACUGUUUGAGAACAAUGGUAUGGACAUGGUGCAGCCACGAAGCAAGAUAGUCUAUUGAUUUUAAUGUAUUAUACAAAUAUUAUAGCUACACUUAUGUAUACUUCUUAAGAAAAUUAUUAUUAAACUUUUAAUGAAAUAAAAUAAUAUUUCUGUACAAA
Messenger RNA from Hylaeus volcanicus, 6471 nucleotides. Its product is annotated as nucleolar pre-ribosomal-associated protein 1. The record is from RefSeq and is a predicted model, not a curated record. Gene Ontology annotation, cellular component: nucleolus. Gene Ontology annotation, biological process: maturation of LSU-rRNA from tricistronic rRNA transcript (SSU-rRNA, 5.8S rRNA, LSU-rRNA); maturation of 5.8S rRNA from tricistronic rRNA transcript (SSU-rRNA, 5.8S rRNA, LSU-rRNA). Lineage: Eukaryota; Metazoa; Arthropoda; Insecta; Hymenoptera; Colletidae. Bases 439 to 6363 code for a protein of 1974 amino acids. The transcript has 16 exons.